This is a messenger RNA of Candidozyma pseudohaemuli, 1653 nucleotides long. RefSeq lists its product as uncharacterized. The transcript has a single exon. The record is from RefSeq and is a predicted model, not a curated record. Bases 1 to 1653 code for a protein of 550 amino acids. Lineage: Eukaryota; Fungi; Ascomycota; Pichiomycetes; Serinales; Metschnikowiaceae.
AUGUACCCACCGGUCUACCCUUCGGAGAUCCGGUAUCGUCCCGGACGAAUCCAAAGCUUGAAUGCGACUCAGGAAAUAGCCCUCAAACAGUGCUGGGCUACGCUAUUGAAGCUGUGGGGCUACGACAUCUCCUUGUCCAACGACGACAUCUCCUUACCGGAGCUGUUUGUCGCCCUGUCCAUCGUGGACGUAGCCGAAGCACCUACCAAAUACCUGGCCAGCUUGAACUCCGAUGGCGAAUCCAUAGUUUCCGGAGUAUCGACCACUCUAACUCUUCUGACGACAGCAACGAAUCUGAGUGGGAAGAAGAAGAAGAAGAAGUGGGGUCUCUUCCGCACGAAACCCCUGGCACCAAAGCAAGUGCUGUCCCAGCGAAAAAUGGCAUUAGAUAACAGCUAUUUGGAGAAGUAUGCCUUCAUCAGCAAGGCUUCUGAUCACACCAGACACGUCUUUGGCCAGCAUCACCAGCUAAUGUAUGACGAGAAGAAGGACCCUCUUGAGGAGGAUGGCUGCGAUGACGAGUCAACUCUAGAGAAGGAGUCACUUAGCUCACUCGAGACCUUCCAUACGGCCCACUCGAGCCCUAAUCUGCAUCAUCGCCCACAUGUGCGCCAAAAGAAGAGUUUCUCGCUCAAAUCGGUCAAAUCAAGUCAUUUUGUGCAUCCAGCAUUGAGCAAAGGCAAACCAAAGGUUGUUCAUGCGGGCAUUGUCCAUAUGCUCAAAAACGGCCUUUUGGAUAACAUGAUUCUCCGCUUCUGCCGAGCUCGUAAGUUUAAUUAUGACGAUGCAGUGCAGAUGCUCGUCAAGUCUGUGAUCUUCAAGCAGACUGAAUACCCUGCUGACGCUUGGGUUCGUGAAUCCGACGGACCUUCUUACAUCAAUGGCGAGAACCAAGGUUUCAUCAAGAACCUCACCACCGGGAAGUCGUUUAUCCGUGGUCAUGACAAGCUUGGAAACCCACUUUUCGUGUUCCAGUCCAGAAAGCACUUUGCUCAUGACUCUCCAUUGCAUGAGACCGAGAGGUUUGCCACAGUCAUGAUUGAGUGGUGUCGUCUCUUUUCCAGAGAAAUCAAUGACUCCGUUGAUGCUUUCACGGUCAUGUUUGACUUGACGGGCUUCUCCUUGAAGAAUGCCGACAAUGCGCCCAUCAAGUUUUUGGCCCAAAUGUUUGAGGCCCACUACCCCGAGACUCUCGGGUUCAUCAUUGUGCAUAACGCCCCGUGGAUCUUCUCUACGGUGUGGAACGUCAUCAAGAAUUGGCUAGAUCCUGCAGUCGUGUCCAAGAUUCAUUUCACCAAGGGCUACGAAGAGUUGGUGAACCUUAUAGACGCUGAGCAUAUACCGAAGUACCUUGGCGGAGAUGACACCGAUGAGGUGCCGUACAUCCCGCCAACAGUGCAUGACUUGAGACCCCCAAAGAGAAAGGACCUCAGAUACAAGCGUCUCAGGCAGCAGAGAGAUGAGGCAUUCAUGCGCUUCAUUGACAUCACCAAGAAGUGGUGUGAGAGCACCGAUCCGGAGGUCAGCUCGCGCUACCUCAGAGAUAAGAUUUUGCUCAAUUACCAGCUCUCCGACAACUAUGUUGAGCUCGAUCCAUAUAUCCGAAACCCAGGCAUGUACGACAGAAACGGGGCCCUCGUUGUGGGCAAUUAG